Molecule: messenger RNA, 5737 nt
Organism: Saccostrea cuccullata (small rock oyster)
Lineage: Eukaryota; Metazoa; Mollusca; Bivalvia; Ostreida; Ostreidae
Exons: 5
Coding region: 78-5027 (1649 amino acids)
Biological process (GO): positive regulation of transcription by RNA polymerase II
Cellular component (GO): nucleus
Molecular function (GO): transcription cis-regulatory region binding; protein binding
Source: RefSeq, a predicted model, not a curated record
CAUUGUCCAUAUAAAAAACUUGAAGGGUUUUUACAGCAGUUGCAUGAACUGCGAUAUGAGAAAAUUCGGGCAGCAUUAUGGCAGAGCUAGAUGUUGCUACUCGACGACGUCAGGUCGAGAUUCUGCAGUGUAUGGUUUCCCAAGACGAAGACGAAAUCAUAUGGAAGUUGUCAGCUAAUAAAGACAUCAUGAAACAGAAUAUUGGAUUCGAUUACGAGAGUCGUAACAGGAUGUGCAUCUGUGGACAGAUGUUUGAGAAAUUACGUCAUAAUAACCACGUGUUUCAUGUGGAGAAGAUGUCGGUGUGGGUGUUGGAGGGGCGCUGUCCACACGUGGAACAGACGGCAGAGUCCACCCCACAGCACGCAUCUACAACAUUCCUCCUCUCUGCCUGCGCGCUGGGAAAGUUAAGAGUGAUUAAAUUUUUAGUUCAUGAACACGAUUGUACUUUGAAUGAACCUACACGAGCAACACUCUUUGCUCCAAUACAUUUUGCAAUCUACAACAAAGACGUCGAACUGUUUAAAUUCCUUACAUCGAAGAAAGUUAAUAUAAACGUUUGCUGCAGGGGAGAAGAGAGAUACUCGGCUUUAAUGCUAGCUGUACUAGAGAAUGCAGAAGAAAUAGUACAGAUGCUACUGAAAAUGGAAUCGCUGCAAAAGAACUUUGUUAACUCGUACCAGAAAGGAGCUCUGUGUUGUGCAGUAGAAAUGAACAAUAAGAGAAUGGUCCAACUGUUGACUGAUAAUGGUGUCAUGGCUACCCCAGGUACUCUUUAUCGGGCAGAUAUUUAUGGCGAUGACGACAUCACAGAGCGUAUACUGCAGACACGAGAGGCCGACUUUUAUACUCCACAGCAGCAACAUACCCUUAUCUACUCUGCUGUUGUGAAAGGUAAAGCGACAUCUCUGAACUUGCUUUUACAAUAUGGCUUCCAACUGAACCACCGCCCGGAUUAUCUCUGUCCAGUGGAAGAAGAUCCAUUAUUCCACGCCACCUUACAAAAUAAUCCCGAAAUGAUUAACAUUCUAUUAGCGCAUAAAGCAGACAUCAGCAGAAAAAUAUAUGGCACCACCUCUUAUGAUUUAGCUAGAAUAUUAGAUUUAAAGGAGGUGUGUGUGAUCUUAGAAAAUGAAUUGCACAGAAGAUGUCUUCCCGUUAAAUCCGAACUUCAGAAUAAUGCUAGUCCCUAUAUGACCAUAUUAACUCUAGCAGGAGUAAACAAGAAAGAAUUUGUCUCUAAGCUUGUUUCUAAAGGUCUUGAUAUCAAUGCCAAUGAUGAUGGCGGGUUUACCCCUUUGCAUGAAUCCAUAAAUCAUGAAGACGAAGCCAUGGUGAAGCACUUGCUGCGGUGUGGCGCGGAUCCUAACCGACAAAGCGCUGAACCAGGUUAUAUGACGCCUCUUCACAUCGCCAUUAUAAAAGGCAAUCUCAAUCUAGUUAAAAUGCUGCUGAGUUUGAAUGUGAAGAUGGAGGUGGUUCGUCCAGUCCUCGUCUUGUGGGGAACAGAUACGUACUACACCGAUUGGAUCGUGGACCCCAAACUGAUGCCGCGUCACCGCUCUUCUCUGUGUGACGCCGUCUGUAGGAAUUUCGUAACCAUCGCUCUCUUUCUGUUGGAUGCUGGCAAUAGUAUAGCCGAAGAAGACCCAGAGAGUGUUAAAUUUAUGAUCAAAUAUACGCGAAGUGACGUCAUUCGCAGACGACUAUUGGAUCAUAUGCAGACUCCUCGAAAUUUGGGUGAGCUGUGUAGGAAUUACCUCAGACGAAUGCAUAGGAAUGAUAUACAAGAGUUUGUGGCGUCUCAAGAACUUCCCCAAUCUCUGAAACAGUCGUUACUGCUGCAAGACGAUAUCGAGCCUUCCCUGUUUGUCCAAAGAAAUAAACAAUGUACCUUAUCAGGACAAUUCAUCACAGAGAUGUUUAACAGACCAGUCUGUGUGCAACGAGUCAUGGAAGUGUACAAAUGCGUGUGGCUUACCAUAGUGUUACUGGGGAUUAGCCAUGGACUCCAAACUAGCGAGGACCCCAGGAAACCGCAACAAACACCAGAAGACCAGUGUGUGAUUAGUCUAAGAGACCCGACAUUCGCCAAGUUCUUAGACGACCCCAAAAUCGUUUUAUCCGAGUUUACCUUUGAGUUGUUUAAUUAUUCUGUAAAUCCACUAAGGACGGAUAUGACGUCAAACUAUAAGCCAUGGCGCUGGCAUCGAACACGCACGCAGCACGGACGUACACUGCUGAUGUUGUCCUUUCAUUACGAUGUCUUGUCCAUGUCCAUCUUGACCAUUGGUGUUGAACAUCACGAUGUUGUUUUGAUGGAUCGCCCAUUUGGUUGUUUUCAAAACAUAACGGCCCUGGAAAGGGUCGCUUUGAUACGGGAUUUAAUUCUGGACAACUUUCGAUUAGAAGAAAAAUCUAGUUCGCAGAUCCAAUUUGAAACACGUAUAGAAAGAACGGUUUACGUCUGUAAUGAGGUCGUGCUGAACAGUAAUGGCUACGCGGAAUUCAUCAAUCGUUGUUGUGGACAGAACCCUGAUAACAGUAUAACCUGCACUGACCAGGUUCAGCAGGGCUGGAUUCUGCUCCUGUAUAUAUGUAUUACGUUUGUGAAGCUGAUUGUAUUUUGCUUCGCUCCGUUAAUUAUGCCCACUCAGAUGUACAACGCUUCUUACGUGGCAUCCGAGUACGCGGUAAAACUUUCCAAGGAGCUCAAGCUCAAACUGUUUGUGACUGAGAGCACUCAGACUUCCGUGAGAUACAAGAAGAGACUCACGCUGGAGGAUAUCGCCGAUUGGAGACGUUUCCGAGAGAAGCUAGAAACGUGUCCAAUGGAUGAAAUUGUUCCGAUCACAGUCCCCGAACUAAGACUCAAAGUAAAAGGAAAGCGGAUCAUUCCUGACAACGAUCCGCCCACCGGAGUGUUCAGGACGCUGUAUGACAAUCUGAUCCGCUGUAAGAUCAAAAGGCUGGAUCCGUUCACUCAGUGUUGUGACAUGAGCGUGUACGCGUCACUGGAACCCAUGAUAAAGAACAAGUGCACGUGGCACAUGUGCGUGCAGACGUUAGUCAAAGUGCUGUUGUUGUUGCUGGUUCCACUUCCGUUUUAUGUGCGUGUGUUCAUUUAUUAUUUCUUUGAGGAGGACGAGGUAUUGUAUCGAAAGAAAGUAAUCAGCCACUUAGAUCUGAAGCAAGAGUUUGAUUUUUAUAGAGGAAAUAUCAUUCAGUAUUUUUCUCCGACCCAUGGGGUUUUUAUUGCUACUUACGUGUUCUAUUUUCUUUCGGGGGUAAUUCUGGGCUUUGCCGAUGAAUCAGUGAGAGACAAACUGAAGUCCAUUUCCAGAGAUUCUUUACAAGACAUGGCCAAUGUGUCACGGACAAGUGUGCUACAGGUGAUGCUACGUGUUGGUUUGUGGCCUUUCAAGAAGUGUGGCCUCAUAGCAAUUAUACUGGCACCAUUUUAUUCGUUUGUUGCUGCACCUAUAUGUGGAAUUAUUUUUUCUCUGUACUGUAUACCUACAAUUUACUUAUCAUACAGAUUAUUAUUUCAUGCCAGAAAGAAAUUUAAUGGGGAUGAUUACGAAUCGGACCCGGACAAACCCAUCAGCAAGAAGAAAGAGAAAAUUUUAAAGGUCCAGAAGAAAUUAUCUAAAAUUGACAAGAGUGUUCACAGCCGCCAGGUAACUUUGGAAGAAAAUAACAAUCACGCCAUGACGUGGGGGUACGGGAAGUUGAAUGCUGUCCGGCGAUUCCUUGUUCAGUGGAUCGUGGGGCUGUUCUGUCUGGCUGUCCUGUACGCCAUCAUCCUGAUCAUCGUGGAGGCGGUGGGUUUGAUUGUAGAGGUCAUGGCCUUCACCAUGAUGGGGAUCAUCAUCAACGCCGGAAGUACGCUCCGAUACGUCUCCAUGGCGCUUCUCGUGAUUGUGUACAUGCACGACUGCUACAGCAACGUGUACGAGAGUUAUCUGACGUUUGAUAAGAGUGUUGUGGAAGAUAUAAUGGAUCGCGUGGAAGAUCUCAAAACCGUAGCCAGUCUUCCCUCUAAUAUGCAAGAAAAUGUUGCGUUUCAGGUAAAACCCGUCGAAGCAGUGGAUGAAAUUCCAACUACUUUGACAUUUGAGAAGAAAGACCCUUCAUGGAAGAUUGGUCACCUCUUGUUAUUCUUGGAUUCUUUCGAUACUCCCAGAAUUCCAUUAAGACUCUUCCAGAAGGUUUGUGAAAUCCGAGUGCAUGGUGCUCCGGGUCCGGUGUAUAUAAAUCUUCUACGCGCCACCGGCAAAUUUCUCAUCAUCGUCAUCUUUCUUUUCUUUGUAAUGAUUGUCGUGAUGGCGUUUGGAAAUGUCCAUCAAGUUUCCUCUACCAAUCAGACACUAGCAACUCUGGCGGGAGGCUUUGUGCCGAUGCUUUUAAAAAAUGUGCUUCCAAGGAAGUCGGUUAAACUAAAUUUGAAGACUUUGAGUUUCAAAGGGCAAAUUGAUGAAAUAAUAUGCGACUUUAAACAAAACUGGCCAAUUUAUGACUUUGUUUUCAGGCGGGAGGACGAAGAUGAACCUGAAUCGCCUGAAGACGUAGACGAAGCGAGCAAGGAAAGGAAACAGAGUUUGGGAAAUGUACUGGACGACGUGGAGGGACAGAACGCAGAUGACAAGGGGAAAGAGAAAACCGUCAACGAUAAGUUAGAAAAGUACAUGAAGGAAGGUAUUGAGAAAAAGUUAUACACCGAAAAACGCCAGAAAGAGCAAAAUGGAACUUUAAAAGACGCUAGUGAAAGUACGGGAGGAAAGAACACUCUCGGUGUGGAUAUGUUUUCCAGCCGACUGUCGUUAGUGGAUGAAAACUUUGUGGACAUUUUUAUAGAUCUGAGCGUAGCUGAUACAUCCAUUCCUUGGCAGAUCUACGGCUCGGCGGAAAGUCUGCAGUCAGCUUCCAUGUUACCACCGGAGUAUGAGAUGGAACUCCAAGCUCCCCCCUCUUAUCCCGAUGUCAAAGUCACCAUUCCCGAAAUUAAAGUAGAUGCUUACUCAUAGGACCAAAUACUUCACAAAAAUGGAAUUUCCAAAAGUCAUUAAAUUAUUUUAAUUUUCUUACCGAAAUAUUUGCGGUUUAUUAUGCAAUACAUCAUGUAUUUUAGUACCACCAUGAGUUGACACUGUAUGAGUAUUUAAAUUCCCCAAAAUAAAGGUUGAUGGAUUCGGAAAAAUCAUCUAAUAGAUGAUAGAAAUGUUUUAAAAUAUUUCUAAAUCUGUGUAGGUUAAAUCCAAUGUCUUAAUCAUUGAUGUGAAUCGUAUGUUGAACUUGCUUUUCAUUCAUGCUGUAUAAAUCCGGGUUCAAAAAAUGGAAUUAUCAUAACCAUAUUGCCCAAUUUCGCUUGAACUUGUCAGAUAUAAAAAACGUGUUUUUUUAAUGCAGGAUCGUUUUUAGGAUUGGGGGGGGGUCUUAGAGGAAUAUCUCUCCUCCCAGUCCGAGUUUUUGUCUUGGUGCCAAUUUUGUAUAUAUUGGUACAUUCUUUAUUUUUUAAUACAGCUGAACAAAAUAAAGUACUAUUUCUUAAAAAUAUGUCUUGUGAAUUUUUUGUGCUUCAAAUUUACUUCUCCCCUGUUCUAAUGGUCUUGAAUAGUAAGUGAUAAAUGAAAUACAUGUACAUAUACAGAAUUCUUAUACCUUUACCAUGUACUUGUACAUCUGUUAGUAUAUGUAUUUUACAAAAAUAUAAAUUUCUUUAAAAUUGUAACCAUGC